CGUUCCUGGACUUCGCCACCGUGGACGGACUGGGGGCGGCUCAGGCUCUCACCUGGGACUUCCACCUGGUGUCCCUCGAGCCUGGCAACCACACGCUGACUUUCUUCAUGGAGAACGAGGUGUCCAAUGCCACCUUCACGACAUGGGUGCUUCUGGAGGAGGGCCUGGCGAACAUCUCGGCUACGAUGGGAUGGGACUUCGAUGGCACGAUCCUCCCGGGCCUCGGAGACGCUGGGAACUCCUUCUUGUCCAACGAGACGAUCGUCUUUACCCCUUCCUCGCUCUCAGGUUCUGCAUACAAAUGGCGCUUGACGUUGCUGCCCUCGGGAGAGAUCGCUACGAGACCACCCUCGGGAAUGAGACGCUGCAGCACAUGUACACGGAGGACGGCGAGUACCAGGUGAUGGUGUCAGGCUACAACCCGGUGCAGGGAUGGAUCCACUCCGACCCCUUCAACAUCACCAUCCUCACGGAGAUUCAAGGCUUCGAACUCACGGAUGACGGGAAUGUGCUCGAACCAAACGUGACCAAGAUCGUAACAGCCUCGUUCCUGGUACUGCCUCCGCUGUCCUGCCUGAUGGUGGACCUCGGCGACAACAGCUCGCAAGUCACCUUCGGAUACGAGUCGAUGUGCAAGGCAAGAUACCCGGACGCCAUUUACAGGACAGUAUACAGCAAUCCUCUCGAUAUUGAACACGUCUACAACGACGAAGGCAUCUACAAGGUGCGUGGCAUCGCCUGGGACCCCCGCGUCACCCUCACCAUGGAGCUGCAGGUGGUGAUCGCCGACGUCCCCUGCAUGAUGCCCGUGGUCUCCGUCGUCGAGAAGGUGCAGUUCCCGCAGUCGGCGCCGGACGUCUGGCGCUCCAUGGGCUUCCAGCGCUCCACCGUCGCCACGAUCAACUGCACGAGGACGGUGCCUGUCAUUCGGUGGUGGACGGUGACGAUGGUGGACAAGUGGACAGGCGAUCCACUCAAGGACGUCCUGGUGGAGAACGUAAUCUCGUCAUGGAACUACUCUCAGAUCAACAUCCCGGCCCUCUUUCUGCAGAUCGGCGUCUACAAAUUGACGUACUACCUCACCCUCGAGUGCUCCAAGAUCUUCCCUCUCACCAGGAGCGACUUCACACACGUCGAGAUCAUCGCUUCCCCGCUACAAGCAGUUAUCAUGCAGGGAUCAGUUAGCGCCAUUAGCCGAGGGACACUUCAGUCCGCGUUGCUUGACCCUGGAUCGCUGUCCGUUGACCCCGACGCGCCCAAGGAUAAGAACUUCAACAUAACGUGGUGGUGUCGCCAAGUUAGCCCGAUCGAAGAGAUUCACCAACUGGCUGGAAACGGCUUCCCAGUGGAAUACAAUGAACAAGAGGUGCCUCCGGCCUGGGAUGUGUAUGGCAUGGAGGGCGGAGGGUGCUUCGCCAAGGGCCAUGUGAACGUUGCUACUUGGAAACAGCAUCAACCUGAAGAUGGCAACGUUUUCUCAUCCGGAAACGAUCUACGAAGUGAUGGUCAGGGUUGCCAAGGACACGAGGGUUGCCCACGCUGCGGUCGCGAUCGAGGUCAUGACCUAUCCUCCGCCCACGGUUUCCAUCAGGUGCAAGGACCCCCACUGCCUGCGUGCCCUACCAAGAUGGCGUCCUCAUCAACCCGUCGAACCGGCUGGCACUAG
Messenger RNA from Penaeus vannamei (Pacific white shrimp), 1666 nucleotides. NCBI's taxonomy places the organism in Eukaryota, Metazoa, Arthropoda, Malacostraca, Decapoda, Penaeidae. The record is from RefSeq and is a predicted model, not a curated record.